AUGAGUGAGCUCUUUUCACCUCUACAAUCCACUACUCUCCGCUCCAGCAGCAGAAGCAGCAGCAGCGACGACGGGAACAACGACGACGACGACGACGACGACGAGGACGGCGUACUGAAGUUCCAAUUAGCUAAUUCUGGCAAGUGCGGUACCUAUCCUGAAAGCCCCCCCCUCCCUCCCCUUGUCUCCAUAUCCUCCACCCCUAUUUGCCACCUACUGCGGUGGAAACGACCUAUUGCACUCUAA
Lindgomyces ingoldianus is the source of this 246-nucleotide messenger RNA. RefSeq lists its product as uncharacterized. The record is from RefSeq and is a predicted model, not a curated record. NCBI's taxonomy places the organism in Eukaryota, Fungi, Ascomycota, Dothideomycetes, Pleosporales, Lindgomycetaceae. The coding region runs from base 1 to 246 and encodes 81 amino acids. The transcript has 3 exons.